AAGGAAGCUUGGCUAUAUAUACAUAAUAACCACCUCAUCGUUUGGAUCAAACUCCAACAAACCCCUCCUCUCGAGGAUAUAUAUGUGUGUGUGUAUAUGUAUAUAUAGAUAUAUAUGAAAUCAGAUCUCAAUUUUCAAUUCCAAAUUCAAAUCAAUUAUUCAAUUUCAACUCCUUCUUUGGCGACACUGCUCUGUUCUUUCUUUCUUUCUUCCCCACCAAACUGAGACUGUUCCAUCCCUAGGAAUUCCCCUCUGUUAUCUCAUCCCAUUGUUGUUUUGGUUGGAUUGGGAGAGAUGGGUUGUUUGAGAUCGAUUCGGUUCUUGAUCAGAUGAUCUCAAUUUGUUGGGGGGAGAUGGGAUUGCUGGGUUUGGUCUUGGGGAAAGAUGCCAGAAGAUCUAUCAAGCGGAAAGACAGUGAUGCGGGCGAAACAGGUUUCUUUGGGAGAGCAUUGGAAGAACUCAGAGGGGCUCUGUAUAGUGAGCUCAGAACCUCAGAAGGAGCUAAGCGCCAACAACAACGUAUGUGCGGACCAAUUGUGGCCAUGACCUUCAAUUUCAUGGUGGCUGUCGGGAUAAUCCUAGGAAACAAAUUAGUAAUGGGGAGAGUUGGAUUCAAUUUCCCAAUCUCUCUCACUCUGAUCCACUAUGCCUCUGCUUGGAUCCUACUUGCCAUUUUGAAGGCCUUCUCAUUGCUUCCAGUCGCUCCCCCUACCAAAACCACUCCUUUCUCUUCCCUUUUCUCUUUGGGUGUUGUUAUGGCCUUUGCCUCUGGCCUUGCCAACACCAGUCUCAAGCAUAACAGUGUUGGGUUCUAUCAAAUGGCUAAAAUUUCUGUCACUCCAACCAUCGUUCUUGCAGAGUUCAUUCUCUUCCGGAAAACCAUUUCUCUAAAAAAGAUUGUGGCUCUGGCUGUAGUCUCAGUAGGAGUGGCAGUGGCAACUGUGACAGAUCUAGAAUUCAAUCUCUUUGGGGCUUGCAUUGCAGUGGCUUGGAUAAUUCCAAGCGCCAUAAACAAAAUCCUUUGGUCCAAUCUCCAGCAACAAGCCAAUUGGACUGCUCUAGCGCUGAUGUGGAAGACAACUCCAGUGACUAUCUUCUUCUUGUUAGCAUUGUUGCCAUGGUUGGACCCUCCGGGAGUCUCAUCCUUCAGGUGGAAUCUCCACAACUCUUCUGCUGUUUUGACAUCAGCAGCCCUCGGCUUUCUCUUGCAGUGGUCUGGAGCUUUAGCACUUGGUGCCACUUCUGCCACUUCCCAUGUGGUGCUGGGACAGUUCAAAACCUGUGUGAUCCUUCUGGGAGGGCACGUCCUCUUUGAUUCAGAUCCAGGGUUUGUGAGCAUUUGUGGUGCUGUCACAGCCCUUGUUGGAAUGUCAGUUUACACAUCCCUAAACUUGAGAAAGGAAUCUCAAGAGUCCAUUCCCAGCCACCUUCCAAGCCAGGCUUCAUUCUCUUUGAAACCCAAAACCACUGAAGACAAGCCACAACAGCCAGAGGUCAAUGCUGCCGCCGCCGCCGCCGCCGCCUCCGCCUCCGCCUCCAAUGCUGUUUGAAAUAAGGGUGGGUCCCCCAAUUUUGCUAACGUUGUAUCACCAACCAAUUAUAUUGUGACACAUACAUACAUGUGUUUUUGUUUAGAUUACUUAGACAUGAGAUAGAGUUAUUGUGAUAAAAUCAAGAAUAUAUGUUGAGAUUUGGUUUGCUCAAA
Molecule: messenger RNA, 1705 nt
Organism: Diospyros lotus (date-plum)
Lineage: Eukaryota; Viridiplantae; Streptophyta; Magnoliopsida; Ericales; Ebenaceae
Exons: 7
Coding region: 330-1550 (406 amino acids)
Cellular component (GO): Golgi apparatus
Molecular function (GO): antiporter activity; UDP-xylose transmembrane transporter activity
Source: RefSeq, a predicted model, not a curated record